This is a messenger RNA of Magnolia sinica, 807 nucleotides long. RefSeq lists its product as uncharacterized. The coding region runs from base 1 to 807 and encodes 268 amino acids. Lineage: Eukaryota; Viridiplantae; Streptophyta; Magnoliopsida; Magnoliales; Magnoliaceae. The record is from RefSeq and is a predicted model, not a curated record. The transcript is spliced from 3 exons.
AUGAAGAUUUUCUCCAAGAUCCUCGCUUCUCAGCUAGCUUCUAUCCUUCCUUCCAUCAUUUCAGAGGAGCAAGGGGCUUUUGUAAAAGGGCGAUCCAUCGUGGAAAACAUUUCCAUUGCAAGGGAAAUGACCCACAAGUUGGAUCGAAAGGUAUUUGGUGGCAACAUGAUUGUUAAGCUUGACAUGGAGAACGCUUACGACCGGGUGGAGUGGUCGUUCCUUGCUCAGCUUCUCCAGAAAUUUGGGUUUGAACAAAGAUGGAUCUCCAAGCUCAGUGGUGUUGAACGGGUUCUCGGCAGGGGCAUCCGAAACCUUUUCACAUCUGGAGCCUGCCACCCCUUCAAGCUCCCUCAGCACUGCCCUUUACUAGCACAUUUAUUUUUGGCACAUGAUGCUAUCCUGUUUAUGAAUGGCAAGCUAAAGACGGUGCGUGCCCUUCUUCGGUUCAUAGCUGCCUACGAGCAAGCAUCUGGCCAGAAAGUGAACUUCAGCAAAUCUUCAUUCAUCCUUCCAAAGAAAGCAUCUCUGGCCAAAGCUCACAAAAUUCGGGAUGUAACGGACUUCAAGCAGGCUUCUUUUCCGUGUACAUACCUGGGUGUCCCUUUGAUGAAAGGAAAAAUCAGAUCUGCUCCUUUGCUCCCUCUGAUUCACAAAAUUUUGGGGAGGAUUGAAGGCUGGAAAGCUCGGAUUCUCAAUCCUGCGGCUAGAAUGAGCCUGAGGGACAGCCCUGUCCCGAUGUCUAGUAGGGAGGAUACGCUGGCUUGGGAUCUCACCGCCAGCGGCAACUUCUCUGUAAGCUCAGCCUAG